AUGAAGCCGUGGGUUGCCGUGAUUGACAGGCAGGUUCUUCGACGCAAUGCUGCGGAGAUUCAGCCCACGGAGAGUGUGUUUAAUGCCCAUCACAUCACACAGAAUCAGCUUCUGCGGGUGCAGCAGCGCGUCCGCGAGCUCGUCGAGGAGAACGCGAGGCUGGACGAGCAGUGCAAGAGUCCAUUGCAGUACGUGCGGACGCUGGAGCUUGCGUCAGCCGGUGCCAUUAACUCCGCAGCUCGUGGAGAAGAACUGGAGGCGAGGGUAGAGGAGCUGCAGAAACAGCUGCAGGAGAGUAUCACAAGGGAGAAGGAUUACUACAAAAGUCUUUACGAGGCCAAGCGCCUCGCCGAGGAGAACAAGGCGCUGCAGGGAGAGGUAAGUCAGUUGAAGGAGCAAGAGGCACAACACGAAAACGUAUUACGGAUCCUAAGAAAUGAUUACGCCGCACUCAAACAGGAGAAUAACGUGGUUAGGCCAAAACUGAACACGCUUAUCAGCGAACGGGAUCGCUGCAUCAAGGAGCUGCUUGCCGCCAAGGACACGAUGGCGCGGAUGCAGGACACCAUUUUGGAGUACGAGGAUAAGCUGAAUCAGAUGCGGCGGAAAAAACGGGAGGAAAGCGGUGGACCCGCGGGAUCGAUGUAUGUAGACCCAGUGGUGAGCAACUUAGUUUGCAAGCAUCACACGCCGAGGGACCCUACAGCCAUCCGACGGGAUGUCGCUAGUGCGUUGGAGGUUGCAGUCGCGAGUAGUCAGGCAUACGCCAUCAAUCAAGCGCACGGCGAUCGAUUGUUGUACGCGAUAUGUGCUGCGGAUAGCGGAAACCUACUUGUCUCCGCCGGUGGGGAUCGAAUGAUUCGUCAUUGGGAGUAUAGUACCGGGAAACUGCUGCGCAGUCAUCCCAGCACAGACGUGCCACUCUGCGUGGACAGCAGCUCGCAUUACUUACUUUCCGGUUGCGCCGAUGGUAUUGCCCGAUUUUGGGACAUGCAUGCUCUGCGCACUGUGGAGCUGACGGGACAUCGUGAGAAGGUGGUGGCGGCGUAUCUUUCCCCGUCUGCUCACACCGCAUUCACCGCGAGUUCAGAUCGUACCAUCAAACUUUGGGAUGUUCGAAACGGGUCGUGUCAGCGAACCAUCAUGUGUUGUAGUAGUUGCAAUGACGUUUGCGUGGGUGGUUCCUUCAUUCUUUCAGCGCACUACAACGGAAGCAUCUGGGUCUGGGACCGCCGCACAAAUGAUCACGGCACAGAGAUCAAACACGCUCAUCAGAAGGGCGUCACAUGUGUUCGUUUAGACCCCAGUGGUCAGCGGUGCGUUUCACUCGGGCGCGACGGCUCUGUCUGUGUGCGUGAUGUACGAGAUAUGUCCCGUGAGUUCCUUCGCAUUGAAGAUAGUGGGUUGCGUUGCUCAACAAACCUCGCACGCCUUGCGGUAAGUCCAGACGGAAGGCUCUGCGCCUUGGGCAAUCUGCAUGGGGCAAUUCUCUUUGUUUCACUCGAUACCGGUCGCGUGCUCGAAGAAAAGCUUUUGGGAGGGCACACGAUGGCAGUUCACAGUGUUGUGUGGACGCUUUGUGACUCGACGCCGAUGCUUGCCUCCAUUGGAGAGGACAAGCGUAUUGUUGUGUGGCGGUAA
Messenger RNA from Trypanosoma rangeli, 1641 nucleotides. RefSeq names its product Protein tipD. The record is from RefSeq and is a predicted model, not a curated record. Gene Ontology annotation, biological process: autophagosome assembly. Gene Ontology annotation, cellular component: autophagosome membrane. NCBI's taxonomy places the organism in Eukaryota, Euglenozoa, Kinetoplastea, Trypanosomatida, Trypanosomatidae. The coding region runs from base 1 to 1641 and encodes 546 amino acids. Gene Ontology annotation, molecular function: protein binding. The transcript has a single exon.